Messenger RNA from Oryza brachyantha (malo sina), 740 nucleotides. Its product is annotated as iron-sulfur assembly protein IscA-like 3, mitochondrial. The transcript has 3 exons. Gene Ontology annotation, biological process: iron-sulfur cluster assembly. Bases 88 to 480 code for a protein of 130 amino acids. Gene Ontology annotation, cellular component: mitochondrion; cytoplasm. Lineage: Eukaryota; Viridiplantae; Streptophyta; Magnoliopsida; Poales; Poaceae. The record is from RefSeq and is a predicted model, not a curated record. Gene Ontology annotation, molecular function: 2 iron, 2 sulfur cluster binding.
UCCGCCUCUACUCUAACUCAUCUUCCUCCUCUCCGUCGGCCGGCCGCCGCGCACACGGAAGGACGCCAGGCAGGCAGAUCGCCCUUAAUGUCUUCCUCCGCCUUGAGGGCGGCCGCGCACAAGGCGGCUCGCAAGCAGGCGGUCUCCUUGACGGACGCCGCCGCGUCCCGAAUUCGCCAGCUCCUCACCCUCCGCCACAAGCCCUACCUGCGCCUCGGCGUCAAGGCACGCGGCUGCAACGGCCUCUCCUACACCCUCAACUACGCCGAUGACAAAGGCAAGUUUGACGAGGUUGUCGAAGACAAAGGGGUUAAAGUACUAAUUUACCCCAAGGCUCUGAUGCAUGUGAUUGGCACCAAGAUGGAUUAUGUUGAUGACACACUAAGGUCUGAGUUUGUGUUCAUAAAUCCAAAUUCCAAAGGGGAGUGCGGUUGUGGUGAAUCUUUCAUGACUACAAGCAGCAAGGGAUCUACAUCUUGAAUAGCUCUGUGCUAGUGUGUGAGUUAAACAGAGCAAAAUAUGCAGAGGCUUCAGCUACUAGUAUUCUGCUUUACGGCUUAUUGCGUUGGAAGAACAUAGCAGUAGCAUAACAGUGGUUGUAAUAGAUGCAGCAAAUCAAACUGUACGAACUCACCCCAACUGUCUUCCUACAUGGGGGUCAUGUGUUCAUGGCUUUUAUUGUUUGUUGAAACUUGAAACUCGAUUAAUGAAACAAACGAACCAUGUUUUGUUCAGACACA